Messenger RNA from Rosa rugosa (rugosa rose), 2282 nucleotides. Its product is annotated as cleavage and polyadenylation specificity factor subunit 3-I-like. Gene Ontology annotation, biological process: mRNA 3'-end processing by stem-loop binding and cleavage. Lineage: Eukaryota; Viridiplantae; Streptophyta; Magnoliopsida; Rosales; Rosaceae. The transcript is spliced from 4 exons. Gene Ontology annotation, cellular component: mRNA cleavage and polyadenylation specificity factor complex. Gene Ontology annotation, molecular function: RNA binding; 5'-3' exonuclease activity; RNA endonuclease activity. The coding region runs from base 95 to 2173 and encodes 692 amino acids. The record is from RefSeq and is a predicted model, not a curated record.
CUGUCUUCUUCCUCGGUCCUCAUUGCCGUUAGGUUUUAGCUCUCUUUGAAUUUCUGAGUGUCUUAGGGUUUUGAGAUUUGAGUUACAGAGAAAAAUGGGUUCCACAGGGGGAGUCAAGAGGCGCGAGGCAUCAUCGUCUUCGGCGGCAAAAGAGGAAGAUAAGCUGAUCGUGACUCCAUUAGGAGCCGGCAAUGAAGUGGGUCGCUCUUGCGUUUACAUGUCCUACAAGGGCAAAACUGUCUUGUUUGAUUGCGGCAUCCAUCCCGCUUACUCCGGCAUGGCUGCUCUCCCUUACUUUGAUGAGAUUGAUCCUUCCACUAUUGAUGUCCUUCUCAUUACCCAUUUUCACUUGGAUCAUGCUGCAUCCCUGCCUUACUUCCUUGAGAAGACCACAUUCAAAGGCCGAGUCUUUAUGACUUAUGCAACCAAGGCUAUCUACAAGUUGCUUUUGACAGAUUAUGUGAAAGUCAGCAAAGUUUCAGUUGAAGAUAUGUUGUUCGAUGAGCAGGACAUAAAUGCUUCUAUGGAUAAAAUUGAGGUUAUUGAUUUCCACCAAACAGUAGAAGUUGAGGGCAUUCGGUUUUGGUGCUACACUGCAGGUCAUGUCCUUGGUGCUGCUAUGUUUAUGGUUGAUAUUGCUGGUGUUAGGGUCCUCUACACUGGAGAUUAUUCACGUGAAGAAGACCGACACCUCCGUGCUGCUGAGACCCCACAGUUCUCCCCUGAUAUAUGCAUUAUUGAGUCCACAUAUGGUGUCCAGCACCAUCAACCUCGAAACAUCCGUGAGAAGCGAUUCACUGAAGCUAUACACACUGCCCUCUCUCGAGGGGGUCGUGUCUUAAUUCCUGCAUUUGCACUUGGCCGUGCCCAAGAACUUCUCCUGAUCCUUGAUGAGUAUUGGGCAAAUCAUCCAGAGCUCCAAAAUAUACCUAUAUAUUAUGCUUCCCCACUGGCAAAAAGAUGUUUGUCUGUCUAUGAGACAUACACCCUUUCAAUGAAUGAUAGGAUCCGCAAUGCGAAGUCAAAUCCCUUCAUCUUCAAGUACAUAUCACCACUAAAGAGCAUUGAGAAUUUCAAAGAUGUAGGCCCAUCGGUCGUGAUGGCAAGCCCUGGUGGUCUUCAAAGCGGGCUGUCAAGGCAGCUAUUUGAUAUGUGGUGCUCUGAUAAGAGAAAUGCAUGUGUGAUUCCGGGUUAUGUGGUUGAGGGGACACUUGCUAAGACAAUCAUCAAUGAACCGAAAGAGGUUACCCUUAUGAAUGGGUUAGCCGCUCCGCUCAACAUGUCGGUCCAUUACAUUUCAUUCUCUGCUCAUGCAGACUCUGUUCAGACAAGUGCAUUUUUGGAGGAGCUGAGGCCUCCUAACAUAAUCCUUGUUCAUGGAGAAGCUCAUGAGAUGGGAAGGCUGAAAGAGAAGCUCAUGACUCAGUUUCGAGAUCGCAACACAAAAAUCCUCACACCAAAGAAUUGUCAGUCUGUUGAAAUGUAUUUUAACUCACAAAAAAUGGCUAAAGCUAUUGGAAGGCUUGCUGAGAGGACCCCGGAAGUUGGUGAAAAAGUCAGCGGUUUACUGGUAAAAAAAGGUUUCAGUUAUCAGAUAAUGGCUUCUGAAGAUCUUCAUGUUUUUUCACAGCUGUCCACGGCAAAUGUCACUCAACGUAUUACUAUCCCUUAUACUACUGGCUUCAUGGUGAUAAAACAUCGGCUGAGGCAAAUAUAUGAAAGUGUAGAAUCUUCUGUGGAUGAGGAAUCUGGAGUGCCGACGUUGCAAGUGCAUGAUCGAGUGACUGUGAGGCAGGAUACAGAUAAACAUGUUUCACUGCAUUGGAUGUCAGAUCCUAUAAGUGACAUGGUGUCAGACUCUAUCGUAGCUCUAAUUUUGAAUAUCAACAGAGAAGUCCCCAAGGUAGUCAUCGAAUCGGAGGACAUAAAGACAGAGGAAGAGAAUGGCAGGAAAACAGAAAAGGUCAUUCAUGCACUUCUUGUAUCACUCUUUGGGGAUGUGAAGCCUGGAGAAAAUGGGAAGUUGGUGAUCAGUGUUGAUGGAAAUGUGGCACAACUUGAUAAACAGAGUGGGGACGUAGAGAGUGAAAAUGAAGGCCUCAAGGAUAGAGUAAAGACAGCAUUUCGUCGAAUCCAAAGUGCAGUGAAGCCAAUUUCUCUCUCUGCAUCUUAGCUGUUUUUCCGUAGUGUUUCAAUAUCUUUGUUUCUGUAGCUGAGUUAAUUUUCAGGCGUUGUAAGCAACUUACAGGAAUUCUGAAUGGUAACACUAUUUUUUAGUGAUA